CUCUUCAACUUGUGCAACACAAAAAUGUCUCCUUUUCUCUUGUUCUGUUUGGUGUUUGGUAGCCAAUUGAUGGCUGGAUUCAGUUCCUCAACACCACCUCCAUCUUAUGGAGAUCAUGUAUCUGUUCUCAGCAUAGAUGGUGGUGGUAUCAGGGGCAUUAUUCCUGCAAAGAUUCUUGAUUACUUAGACAAAUCUCUUAAGGCAAGGGAUCCAACAACAUCAUUGGCAGAUUACUUUGAUGUGAUAUCAGGAACAAGUACUGGUGGACUCAUGACUGCUAUGUUAGCAGCACCAAAAUCAUCUCAUUCCAAAAGCCCUCUCUUUACUCCAUCAGAAGUAGUUCAGUUCUACAAGAAAUAUGGCCCUGAUAUCUUUAAACCUAGAGCUAUCUGGGAUCUUACCAAAUGUCCCAAGUAUGAUGGAGUGUUCUUACGAAACAUAACUCGUCAGAUUUUGAAAGACACACGACUCAAUGAAACGUUGACGAAUCUGGUAAUACCAUCGUUUGAUGAAAGGAGAGUCAGCCCAGUUAUAUUCUCGAACUUCAAGCUGAAGACAGAAACUUACUUGAAUGCGAAACUCUCAGAUAUAUGCCUAGCCACUUCAGCUGCACCUACUUAUCUGCCACCCCACCAAUUUGAGAAUGCUGGUGUUGAGUUUGAUAUGGUUGAUGGAGCCAUGGCUGCUAAUAAUCCAGCUAUGGUUGCUGUGAGUGAAGUGAUUCAACACACUGAGAACAAAAAUGUCCUGUUGCUGUCAUUAGGAACUGGAACAACAAAAAGUAACAAGUUAGGUGGCAUUUUUGAUGGUGUGUGUCAACUUGGAUGGCUAAUCAACAGCGUUGAUGUUUUUAGUGAGGCUUUGUAUGGCACAGACAUGGUCCAUUACUACCUUGCCACAGUGUUCCCUGGACUCUUGUCUCAGGAAAACUAUCUUCGAAUUGAGGAGUAUAACCUUGAUCCAUCAUUGGAAGGAAUGGACAAUGCUACACCCAAAAACAUGGAUAACCUUGAAAAGGUAGGAAAGAACCUGUUGUACCAGAAUGUUCUCAGGGUCAAUGUUAACAGUUUUGUCCCAAUUCCACUGGACCAAACAAACGCUCAAGCUCUUGACAGGUUCGCUGAGAAACUGCAUGCUGAGAGGCUGUUGCGUCUGAAAAGGAAAUCUAUGGAAAAAGAAGGAAGACCAUUUAUUGGAAAUGUUGAAGCCAAUUCCAACCGAAUCUCAGCAACUUAAGAAUUAUUAA
Molecule: messenger RNA, 1246 nt
Organism: Vigna unguiculata (cowpea)
Lineage: Eukaryota; Viridiplantae; Streptophyta; Magnoliopsida; Fabales; Fabaceae
Product: patatin-like protein 3
Biological process (GO): lipid metabolic process
Molecular function (GO): glycerophospholipase activity; monoacylglycerol lipase activity
Source: RefSeq, a predicted model, not a curated record